Messenger RNA from Dermacentor silvarum, 814 nucleotides. It is a transcript of the gene RpL10, whose product is annotated as 60S ribosomal protein L10. Gene Ontology annotation, molecular function: structural constituent of ribosome. Gene Ontology annotation, cellular component: cytosolic large ribosomal subunit; ribosome. Gene Ontology annotation, biological process: ribosomal large subunit assembly; translation. Bases 102 to 764 code for a protein of 220 amino acids. The record is from RefSeq and is a predicted model, not a curated record. NCBI's taxonomy places the organism in Eukaryota, Metazoa, Arthropoda, Arachnida, Ixodida, Ixodidae. The transcript is spliced from 5 exons.
AUGGCUUAAUAUGAAGCAUGAUCUACCUUUACUAUAACCUAUAGUGUGAUUAAGUGACAUUUUCGCUUUUUUUCCGUGUCUUAGGCACUUCAGCCAGCAAGAUGGGUCGCCGACCCGCAAGAUGUUACCGCUACUGCAAGAACAAGCCGUACCCCAAGUCGCGGUUCUGUCGUGGUGUCCCCGACCCGAAGAUCCGCAUCUUUGACUUGGGCCGCAAGAAGGCGCGGGUGGACGAGUUCCCGCUGUGCAUCCACCUCAUCUCGAAGGAGUUUGAGCAGAUCUCGUCCGAGGCGCUGGAGGCUGGCCGCAUCUGCGCCAACAAGUACCUUGUCAAGACCUGCGGCAAGGACGCUUUCCACCUCCGGAUGAGACUCCACCCCUUCCACGUCAUCCGAAUCAACAAAAUGUUGUCGUGUGCUGGCGCUGAUAGGCUGCAGACGGGGAUGCGUGGUGCCUUUGGCAAGCCCCAGGGCACAGUCGCCAGGGUGAAAAUUGGCCAGAAGAUCAUGUCAGUGCGCGCCAAGGAGCAGCACAAGGAGAACGUCAUUGAAGCGCUGCGUCGUGCCAAGUUCAAGUUCCCCGGCCGCCAGAAGGUGCACGUGUCCAAGAAGUGGGGCUUCACUAAGUGGGAUGCCGAGGAGUACGAAGAGAUGCGUGCCGACGGCCGGCUGAAGCCAGACGGCUGCUACUGCCACUACCGCGGUGGCCACGGUCCCCUCAACAACUGGAUGAAGAUCCAGAGGGAGCUCCGCGGCAUCGAAUAGGCACUGCCUCUCACGACUUGAGACAAUAAACGGCACAUCCUUGUCUUGCA